AUCUCUGUGUCGGGGGGCGGGCUGCCCCCAGUGAGCACCCUGACCAACAUCCACAGCUUGUCCCACCACAACCCGCAGCAGUCCCAGAACCUCAUCAUGACGCCGCUUUCGGGAGUCAUGGCCAUCGCACAGAGUCUGAACACCUCGCAGGCGCAGAGCGUACCUGUUAUCAACAGCGUUGCUGGCAGGUUGGCCGGCCUGGCGACGGGCCCGGUCUCCCAGCAGCUCCACAGCCCGCACCAGCAGCCACUGAUGCAGCAGUCGCCCAGCCAUAUGACACAGCAGCCUUUUAUGGCCACCGUAACUCAGCUGCAGAACUCGCACAUGUAUGCACACAAACAGGAGCCUCCCCAGUAUUCCCACACAUCCCGCUUCCCCUCGGCGAUGGUGGUGACAGACACCAGCAGCAUCAGCACGCUGACCAAUAUGUCUUCCAGUAAGCAGUGUCCCCUGCAAGCCUGGUGAUGCUCCACACCUCGCUGCUUUUGCACAUAGCAACGGGAUCUUAUUUUCCACAACAUCUCGCCGGUGCCGAGCCCAGGAAGUCGCCAGAGCGAAGCCCAGCGCCGCAG
Molecule: messenger RNA, 572 nt
Organism: Eurypyga helias (sunbittern)
Lineage: Eukaryota; Metazoa; Chordata; Aves; Eurypygiformes; Eurypygidae
Product: hepatocyte nuclear factor 1-beta-like
Exons: 4
Biological process (GO): pancreas development; positive regulation of DNA-templated transcription; insulin secretion
Cellular component (GO): nucleus
Molecular function (GO): RNA polymerase II cis-regulatory region sequence-specific DNA binding; DNA-binding transcription factor activity, RNA polymerase II-specific
Source: RefSeq, a predicted model, not a curated record